UUUAUUUUUCUAUUUAGGUACUAAAUUAUACACACAAGCAGUAGGGAUGUAUAACAAUGGUGUGCUUGUGGGUAAUUGGGUCGAGGAACGUCUUAAAAAUGAAGAUGACUUCAAAUUCUUUUUGAGGAAACGAGACAGACGUGAACUUUUGUUACAAAAAGCAAGGACUUUGUAUAGCAAUUUGCUGAAAGAGAGGCCACUAUCCAUCAGUGGAAAUUAUGCAAUGUUUGGAUAUAAUGUCCAAUUAAUUGCUCCGGAUAUACCAGUCAAAGGUGCUGGUGGCGUGCAGCACCACGGGCUGGCGCUGUCCAGCCAAGUCGGCGGAAGAGAAGUGGAUUGUGAACAAAAUAUAUACGAUGGCUGCCUUAUGACGCUCAGCCCGCUCAUGACACCAUGUUGCCGGAACACCUUUGUUAUACUCAGCAUUGAAGACGAAUCCAUACGUGGCAAGAAAGUUAAUUACGGAGACCAAUUUUUCUUAAAGGCAGAAAAUUACGGAGACCCAGAUGCGCCACCGCUUUAUGUCCGGUACCAGAACUGCGUGGUGCCAGAGCCGUCCAACCGGAUCCCCAUCCGACUCAGCGCCAAGCGAGACACCAACUGCCGCUGGACCACUGUGCCGUUGCUGCCUUGCGACCGCCUUGAAGGCAUAGGCAAACCUAUUGAGACUGGCAAAAAGCUUAUCAUAAAGAAUUGCGUUGCUGAUAAGAGUUUGAGCGUCAUGUAUCAAAACUGGAUGCAAACGUUCUUUGGCAUGUACAAAUUGGAUACAUUUCGGAAUCAAAUGAAAAAUGGUGACAUGAUGCUUGCGAGAUACCGGAAGAUGACUGAAAACCUUAAUGCAGCCACCGUCUUGACUCAGUCUACGGGAACCACUACUUUUGGUGCCAAGAUUUCAUUGCUUGCACCUCAUGUAUCAGUUUCAGACACUCCCAGUGUGGAAUAUAAGGGUCUCUUCUUGGGUGGUCGCAUUUCGGCUGAUGACAUAAUGUACUCACAAGACCUCCGCGAUGGAUGCUCGGUGGUAGCUCACCAGGAUGUAGUGCCACAAGAAAAACACACCUUCGUGAUAACUAGUGCCGAUUACUGCAAUCGGGAACACGAAGUUUUGAAGUUUAAUCAGGAAUUUCUUCUAACUCUCUCUAAAACAGUAAAGACAAAGCCCCUUUACGUGAGGUUCGACCCAAACGCAAUCCCAGGUUUGUGCGGCAAGUUUCCAUUGUUCCUGAGUGAGCACGCGGUGUCAAGCACGCGCUGGCGAAUCCUGCCGGCCCAGAGACCUAACAUCUCUCGCUUUGAACAGGAAGGGAAACCAGUCCCUGUAAAUGAAGACAUUAUAAUAAAUCAUUGCGCCACCAAUAUUAAUUUAGGCGUGGACACCGGGAAGUGGGAAACGGGAUUCUACGGGAAAAUUUACGCUCCCCUGAUGAAAACCUGCUUAGACGUGUUUGGGCGCGAAUUGCCGAAUAACGUUUGGCAUAUUCACAUUCCCAUCUCCAAAGACUGACUGACUUUUUAGUUUUUU
Molecule: messenger RNA, 1525 nt
Organism: Cydia strobilella
Lineage: Eukaryota; Metazoa; Arthropoda; Insecta; Lepidoptera; Tortricidae
Product: cilia- and flagella-associated protein 161
Exons: 12
Coding region: 47-1507 (486 amino acids)
Biological process (GO): cilium assembly
Cellular component (GO): motile cilium
Source: RefSeq, a predicted model, not a curated record